This is a messenger RNA of Trichoderma citrinoviride, 2487 nucleotides long. RefSeq lists its product as hypothetical. The record is from RefSeq and is a predicted model, not a curated record. Gene Ontology annotation, molecular function: ferric-chelate reductase activity. NCBI's taxonomy places the organism in Eukaryota, Fungi, Ascomycota, Sordariomycetes, Hypocreales, Hypocreaceae. The coding region runs from base 1 to 2487 and encodes 828 amino acids. Gene Ontology annotation, biological process: intracellular iron ion homeostasis; copper ion import; iron ion transport. Gene Ontology annotation, cellular component: plasma membrane. The transcript has a single exon.
AUGGCGCCCAGUAUGCAGGAGGAGCUCACCACCCAAGCCACGCGAAGCGUUUCCGACGUCGUCAAGCGGUUGCUGAUUCCCUUGACUCCUACAAGCCCGCCGGGCCUUGUCCAGGCGAAUACAGUUGACCCGUGGUCCAAGGCCGGCAAAUACGCUCUCGGUUGGACCUAUUUCGCAGCAGCACUCUCGGGCUGUGUCAUCUUGGUUCGCAUCUGGCAUUUCUGGCAGGACAAGAUUCGGCAAGCCAUCUACAAACAACAAGUCGAGACGCACUAUCGGGACACGUACAAUGUCGACGCCAACUUCGUCCAGGCGGCCAUUCGCACCGGGACGGCCCAGGAGUUCUUCCCCGACGGCGAUCCCAUGGGCGAAAAGUUCCGUCCGAAAGCACACUUCUCGUCCAUCGGCUUCGUCAACGACACAUUAGCCCUGUUUCGAUGGCUCUUCUAUCGAUCUGUUCCCGAUAUUGUCAUUGGCAAGCAUCGAUUUACCUUCUCCUCACUUGCGGUUCUGGCCACGACUUUUGUGGCCCUUGCCUUUGUCACCAUAUAUACCUUCCUCCAACAACCGCUCUACUGGGAGAGCAUUCGCUUUGGAGCGCCUCCCGUCGCGAUCCGGGCCGGCAUGCUCUCUGUGGCGUUGACGCCCUGGAUUGUCGCGACGAGCAUGAAGACGAAUAUCCUGACCAUGCUGCUCGGCAUUGGGCCGGAGCGACUGAAUGUCUUCCACCGAUGGCUCAGCUACCUUUGUCUAUUCCUAUCGCUGGUUCACAUGAUCCCCUUUUACGUACAACCCGUCUGGGAUGAUAAUGGCAUGUCGGUAUGGGCCUCGACUUUUCCCUCCUCAAGGGGCAUAAUCUACGGCACGGGAAUCGCUUGCAUUGUUCCGUUGAUCUGGCUUUGUGUGGCCUCGCUGCCGUGGAUCCGAAGGGUUGCCUACGAGCUGUUCGUCAUCUUCCACGUCCCGGUCGGUAUCAUCUACGUUGGCAUGCUGUUCUGGCACACGAACAACAAACUCCUUACCUGGGACUACCUCUACGUCACCGUGGCCAUCUGGGUAGUCUGCAAUAUUCUGCGAGUUUUUAAGCUGAACUGGGCAUGGCCUGGGCGACUAUCUUUUAUGGUUGGCGACGAGGCGGCCAUCACCUUAAUGGCUGAGAAUGCCAUCAAAGUCACCAUUCCCACGCAGAUGCGAUGGAAGCCUGGCCAAUACGUCUAUCUCCGAAUUCCUGGCAUCUCAUUAUUCGAUAACCACCCGUUCACCAUUUCAUCUCUAUGCAGCGAAGACUUUCCAUCCGAAUACGGAGAGAACUAUCGGGAUUGCAUUCUCCUUUUCAAGGCCUACGGCGGCUUUACGCGCAAGGUCCUGGACACUGCCAUUGAGAAGGGCCCGUUCCACACAUACCGCGCCUUUCUGGAUGGGCCAUACGGCGGCAUGAGGCGCGAUCUGGCCGCCUUCGACACGUGCAUCCUCAUUGCCGGCGGAAGUGGCAUCACGUCACUGAUAUCUCAGCUCCUCAACCUGGUCAAGCGAAUGCGUGAUGGAAAGGCCAUCACCAGAAAGGUCGUCGUCGUUUGGGCAAUGAAGAAGAUUGAGGACAUGGAUUGGUUCAAAGAAGAGCUGCGCAUCUGUCGCGAAUCAGCACCUCCAGAGAGCGUCCGCUGCAGGUUCUUUGUGACUUCAGCGGUGCGGAACCGGCCAGGGCAGCAGAUGACGGCCCCCAUCAACGGGAACAGCGCGCGAGCCCUGAGUCACAAGUUUCACGAUAAACUGGAUGGCUUCGUGGCAGGCAUUGCCUCGAAGCGCAACUCGGCCCUCAUCCAUGCCGAGGCGCAGGGUGACCCGGACCGAGAGCGCGAGCUUCGCGCCGAGAACGAGGACCGCAUCACAGCCCUUCCACAACAAAAGUACUUGCAACCUCACCAAUACCCACCACCUCCGCCUCGUUUCCCAUCUCGCGAGUCGACGAUGACGGCAACCACGUCGGACGAUGGCUUGGGCAAUCUCAACGAGAAUGGCUAUCCCGAGGAUAAGAAGGAGGCAGAUGUGUCACCACAGGAGCAAGAGCCUGUCCCCAUCAUGGUUCCCGAACUUGCCCAUCUGUACAACUCUGGCGUUCCUGCUGGAGCAACGGCAACUAGCGGCUUUGGCCAGCAGCAGCAGGCAGGAUUCGACUUUGGAUUCCCCCAGACUCCCACCGAGUUCCAGAAGAACCUGAUGCGAUCUGCGUUCCCCGUGCCGCACCAGAUCGAAGACGGUUGGACGGUCACGUACGGCCGGCCCCAUCUUGGACACAUGCUCAAGGAAUGGGCCACGGGCGGGCCCGAGGGCAGAGGCAUCCUGGGCCGAAGGACAGCCGUGUUCGUCUGCGGCCCCCCGAGCAUGAGAGUGGGCGUGGCCAACACGGUGGCGAAGCUGCAGGCGGAGAUUUGGGGCGACGACGAGCUGGAGGAGAUCUUUUUGCACGCAGAAAACUAUGCCCUCUAG